This is a messenger RNA of Sebastes umbrosus (honeycomb rockfish), 3978 nucleotides long. Its product is annotated as adhesion G protein-coupled receptor E2-like. NCBI's taxonomy places the organism in Eukaryota, Metazoa, Chordata, Actinopteri, Perciformes, Sebastidae. Gene Ontology annotation, molecular function: G protein-coupled receptor activity; calcium ion binding. The transcript has 23 exons. Gene Ontology annotation, biological process: adenylate cyclase-activating G protein-coupled receptor signaling pathway; cell surface receptor signaling pathway. Bases 48 to 3071 code for a protein of 1007 amino acids. Gene Ontology annotation, cellular component: membrane. The record is from RefSeq and is a predicted model, not a curated record.
GUUGGAUAGUCAGAGCUGAUCAGCAGAUCUGACGCAAGUCUGUCACGAUGAACUACUGCGCCUCGUCGCUUCUCCUGGGUUUACUCGUCAUCCCUGUAACUAGUGAUUUUCCUCCCGGUUCUUGUGAUGGAUACACCAACAUAACUGAACCAAGGCGCAACCGAGGCUUCACAUCUACUUCUUUCCCCGGCUUUCCUCUUGAUGAUAAUACCCUUCUUAACAAAUGGUGGCGCUUCGCAGGCAUUGGUGGAGACAGAGUUGUUCCUGAAUGUGUAUCAAACAAUCUUGGUGGCACGGCUUAUAUAAUUUAUAUUUCAUUUGCAUAUCCAACCGCUGAGUCUGUGACCCCAACAACAGGGACAGCAUAUAGUCGAGUUACUAACUGUUAUGGCAGAGCUUGGUCCGUGAGUGUGGCUCUGUGUCCUGGAGGAUUCUACGUGUACAAACCAGCAGGACACCCCUAUAGCUCUAUGGGUUACGUGACUUAUCAUUACGAGUGUAAACCAGACUCCUGUGGACCGCUUGCUGAGUGUUCAACUGCUGGAGGCUGCACAUGUGUAUCCGGGUAUGAAAUCCCCCCAACACACCUACCUACUCCAGAUUCAUAUGGUUGUGUUGACAUAGAUGAGUGUGAGAGGACUGCAGGAAUUUGUGGUCCUAACACCAUUUGUAAUAACACCAUUGGAGCGUUCUUCUGCACCUGUUUGGAUGGAUUCAAUGCAACAGAUCCAGCAUUACCACCUGGAAAGACCAACCCAUGCAUAGAUAUUGACGAGUGUCUUGACAAUGUCUGUGGUGAUGAUGGGACCUGUACCAACAAACCAGGAACUUAUGAGUGUUCAUGCAAUACAGGCUACCAACUUGUAACUGAAACCCCACAUUGCCAAGAUAUCGAUGAGUGCUUCAACUCAACCGUCUGUGGUCCUGACUCUGUUUGCACCAACACGCCUGGAGCUCACACCUGUGAAUGUCAGCUGGGGUUCACACCGACUGAACCGGACCAGGAUCCCAGCGAGACCAACAUCUGUAUCGAUGUUGAUGAGUGUGUCGAAGAUGCUACCGUCUGUGGUCCUGAUGCUAACUGCACCAACUCUAUUGGAUCUUACAUCUGCACCUGCUUCCCCGGUUAUCGGCUGAACAACCAAGAUGUGAUAGCCAGCGUCGCUAACCCGUGUACAGAUAUAGAUGAGUGCAGUGAGACGCCUGGUUUAUGUGGCAGACAAACUGUGUGCACCAACGCACCAGGGACCUUCUAUUGCUCUUGUCCUGAUGGUUUCUACCCUUCAACUGGAAUCUUGUGGGUGAUGGGCGUCUCGUUUUGUCAAAAUCUUGAAGAGCUUCUAGAUGCAAUAGAACCUCCAGAGGGUCAGACAAAAGAAAGAGCCUUUCUUAACAGUAUGGAUCAACAACUUCAGAAUAACACAGGUGUCAUCUUACCAGACGCGACGGUGGCAAACAGCUUUUCUGCAUCCAUGGAAGUGUCAGGUGUCGGACCACGUGGCAGUGCCCGCCCAACCAGGAUGAGUAGCGAAGGAGACGGAGAGACCGCCGGUGUGAUCCUGGACAUCUCAGACCGUCUAGUUUCUACGAUGUUGCCUCAGAGUCCGAACCAAACCAGAAAGGCUAUGCAGACUCCAACAGUGGAUUUGAGCCUACGUGCCAUCGGACCGGGGAGUUACGAUGACAGCAACGUCUCCCUUUCUGCCAAAGGACAGACCAUGGAGAUCAACUUGCAGGCUCUAGCUAGCGCCAACAAUGGUUCUGCAGCGGUUGCCUUCCUGACAUUGAACGGGAUGGAGAAUCUUCUUAGUCAUCAAUACUUUCAAACAGAGAACCAGACAGAGAUGUACUCUGAUGUUUUCACUGCCAUCGUACCGUCAAUAAACACCACCAACCUCACCGAGCCCGUCAACUUCACCAUCCAACAUAAGAAGAGAGUACCUGAAUCUGGAAUAGUGACGUGUGUGUACUGGGAAGACAAAAGCAAGAAGAAAGAAAAGGGCCAAGAGGAUGACGAAGGAAAAGAUGAUGAUAAGAAGAUGCAGUGGUCGGUAGAGGGCUGUUGGGUUGCAUACUCUGAUGAGAACUACACGGUGUGCAGCUGCUCCCACCUUUCUACCUUUGCCCUCAUCAUGCAGAUUGGGGAGCCUCCACCACAGAAUGAUUUCCUGGAGUGGCUGAACCGAAUGUGCGUGAUUGUCGGACUGUUCUUCUUCGCGUUGGCCAUCUUCACCUUCCUCCUGUGUAGCUGGAACCCCAAGAUCAACAACACAGCCCGUCUUCAUCUCUGCCUCUGCCUCUUCUUCUCCCAUCUGCUGCUGCUGUGGAACGACAAAUACGCUGAACAAGAGCUGGCCUGCACCGUCAUGGCGGGGCUCCUUCACUUCUUAGUCGUAGCGGGUUUUGUGUGGAUGCUGCUGGAGGCGCUACAGCUCCACCUGUUGGUGCGGAGACUCUCCAAGGUGCAGGUCAUCCAGAGAGACGGCCUCCCCAGGCCUGUCCUCUGCCUGAUUGGCUACGGCGUUCCAUUUGUGAUUGUGGGUAUUUCUGCACUGGUAUUUUCUGAUGGAUAUGGUGCUACUGAGGCCAAGGUGUGCUGGCUCUCUAGACAGCGCAAUUUCAACUGGGCUUUAACAGGCCCUGUGAUUGGUAUCCUUGCACUUAAUUGGAUAUUGUUCUGUGCUACUCUCUGGAGUCUGAGACCCACCCUGGUCAACAUGAAAAGUGGUGCUUCCCAAUCCAAAGACACCAGGUUGAUUGUGUUCAAGAUCGUGGCCCAGUUUGUCAUCCUGGGCUGUACCUGGAUUCUGGGUCUGUACCAGACCAACGUUUUCUUCCGGUUCCUCUUCAUAGUUUUUAACUCCCAGCAGGGCACCUUCCUCUUCAUCGUCCACUGCCUGCUCAACAAGGAGGUGCGAGAGGAAUACAUCAGAUGGCUCACAUGCUCUUGUGGAAAAGACAGAUCUGUGGUGAGUAUACCCGGAAAUACGCAGAAAGAUGCAGUUUCGGUCUCUGAGGAUUUGGACAAGCCUGAAGGACAGACAGAUGAGGGGAGAAAAGAUAGAUCCUGACAAAAUGAUCUGUAUGAUUUAUGUUUUUAUAAAUUCUAGUUUAAUGAAUGCAAAAAGGUAACAUAUAUUGGAUUUCAAUAUUUCAACAUGAAUGUCUACAUCUUGAAUGGAUCAUUGUCUGUCUCUUAGGGGUUUUAGCCGUUUUCAUUGUGAAAGGACAGGAAGUAAAAUGUUUAAAAGUGCUACUCUUUCUUACUAUCGUCAGGUUUAUUUAGUUGUGAAUGCAAUAAUUGCAUCAAUUAAUAUUAUUCUGCUUAAUACAUUUUAGAUGUAGCUGACGGAUUUUUAAUGUUUGCACAGUCAUGGUUUUAGAAAUCUGCAGUUUUGUUGUCAUUUCUAGCAUACAAGAGAUUAAUGUAACUCACUGUGGGUGUUUUUAUAAAACGAGGGCUGAAACACCGGGAGGACUUGUUGAACUUGUCACCAUCUCUCCACCUGAUUCAUUUGCUUCCACAAACACGUUACCGACCUCACCCUCAGUCUUAAAAAAACAAACUGUCUCCAGAGUAAAAACAGUCAUGUCCUAGUUGUUUCCUUCUCUCUCCAUUUGUGUUGUAUUUACAUGAGAGCUGGGACACUUCCAGGUGUGUCAGAAUUUACAAGACAAAUUCAAGUCAUAUUGUCUCAUUUACAUUGUGUGCACUUAAAAAAAUUAUAUUUACCUCACGCAUUGAUACAAAUUUUCAUACAGUAUAGUGGUCGCAGGAGCAUGUUAACCCCAUGAGACCCGCGAUCCCGACUGGCUUUACUGUCUUUCAGAGGCUCGAGUAGGUUCAAAAACCUACUAGAGGAAUCCAUUGGUCCCAACCAUGUCAUGCUAGCUUGUCGGGAAGGAGGCUAAAUAACGCUCCAAAGUUGGGAUAAAUUUUAGCGAGGAAAAACUGGCAUGGCCAUUUUCAAAGGGGUC